Prunus persica (peach) is the source of this 1161-nucleotide messenger RNA. RefSeq names its product derlin-1. Lineage: Eukaryota; Viridiplantae; Streptophyta; Magnoliopsida; Rosales; Rosaceae. Gene Ontology annotation, molecular function: ubiquitin-specific protease binding; misfolded protein binding. Gene Ontology annotation, biological process: endoplasmic reticulum unfolded protein response. The transcript is spliced from 7 exons. The record is from RefSeq and is a predicted model, not a curated record. Gene Ontology annotation, cellular component: Hrd1p ubiquitin ligase ERAD-L complex; endoplasmic reticulum membrane. Bases 146 to 874 code for a protein of 242 amino acids.
GAGGAGGAACCUGUUGUUUCAAUUUCCUUCAUUUCGAAGUUAUUUUAUUUGAAGCCAGCAAUUAGGAGCGAGCGAGAGCGAGAGAGAGAGAGAGAGAUCUCAACUGGGAUAUCACUGGAAUUAGCUAGAAAAUUCUGGGUCUGCCAUGUCUUCUCCCGCCGAGUUCUAUCGCUCACUUCCACCCAUAAGCAAAGCUUAUGGGACCAUCUGUGUAUUGGCAACUACAGCCUUUCAACUAGGGCUUUAUGAUUUUCGAAGUAUUGCAUUAGUACAUAAACUAGUCUUCUCACAUUUCCAGGUGUGGAGGUUGAUUACAAACUUCUUUUUCCUUGGAAACUUCUCAAUCAACUUUGGAAUUCGCCUCUUGAUGAUAGCAAGAUAUGGAGUUCAACUUGAAAAGGGACCAUUUGAGCGUCGAACUGCAGAUUUCUUGUGGAUGAUGAUAUUUGGAGCCUUGACAUUAUUGGUUUUAUCUGCUAUCCCUAUAUUUUGGUCCCCUUUCUUAGGGAUAUCUCUCGUGUUCAUGCUUGUUUAUGUCUGGAGUAGAGAAUUUCCAAAUGCUAACGUCAACAUAUAUGGCCUCGUGGCACUUAAGGCAUUUUAUCUACCCUGGGCGAUGCUUGCUUUGGACGUCAUUUUUGGUUCCCCAAUUAUGCCGGAUCUGCUGGGAAUCAUUGCUGGACAUCUGUAUUACUUCUUGACUGUGUUGCAUCCAUUGGCAGGUGGAAAGAACAUAUUACAAACUCCGAGAUGGGUACAUAAAGUAGUUGCAAGAUGGAGGAUAGGAGCUCCUCCGCCAAGUAGCCAAACCCAACAUGCCCCUGGUACUGGUGGUACGACUUUCAGAGGGAGGUCUUAUCGGCUUAGUGGAUAAUGCUGAUCUGUCAAGGGGCUGAGACUUUGCAGUCACAACUUUCGCACAUUUUUUGUCGAGGACGAAUCUAACAAGCAGAAAGGAAGCAAUUUGGUGAUAGGGCCCUAACUGUUGCAGAAGUUGUAAAAUUUCCCCUUGAGAACUAAUUUUCAUAAUUUGUUGAACAUGUGAUGAGAAAGGGAGAAUGUUCUAGAGAGAAACUAGAUAAGUUGAGCAACUAUGAAUGCCAAUGGUGUAGAGAUAAUUUUAUAUAUCUAAUUUCCAUUCAAAAUUUGGUUACCAACUCA